This is a messenger RNA of Cimex lectularius (bed bug), 854 nucleotides long. It is a transcript of the gene anox, whose product is annotated as acyl-CoA-binding domain-containing protein 6. The transcript has a single exon. Gene Ontology annotation, molecular function: protein binding; fatty-acyl-CoA binding. NCBI's taxonomy places the organism in Eukaryota, Metazoa, Arthropoda, Insecta, Hemiptera, Cimicidae. The record is from RefSeq and is a predicted model, not a curated record. The coding region runs from base 87 to 797 and encodes 236 amino acids.
CAUUUGAUGCUGCAAAACAAGCCAAUAAGCACAUAAUAGACGGUUUUUCAGUUAACUUACAGAAUACAAAUUAAUAACAGAUUACGAUGGAUGUAGAAAAAGACGAUUUGACAUUGAAGUUCAAUACAGCGGCGGAUUUCUUACCUUCUUUAGUUCCAUCUUUGAAGCCAGAAAAACUGCUCCAGUUCUACGGCCUCUAUAAACAGUCGACAGUCGGAAAGUGCAAUACCACCAAACCAAAUUGGUAUGCUUUAGAAGCGAAGCAAAAGUGGAACGCUUGGAACAGCCUCGGCAACAUGUCGCAGGAAGACGCCAUGAAAAAUUACAUAUCGCUGAUGACGGAGAUCGCCCCCGACUGGGAGUCGACCAAGCACGCGCCUUCCAGCUGGGUCUCCGUCAGUAGAAUGAGGGACAGCGACAGCGACUUGGACGAUUCUGACAAAGACGUUUUCGAUUAUGUGAAAGAAGGCUGCAUUGAGAAAGUGCGUAUGAUGGACAGCAAAGAAAUAAACAUGCUGGACGAAGAUGGAAUUGGUCUCAUCCACUGGGCCGCCGACAGAGGCAACUCGGAAAUGGUCAAAUGCCUUCUCGAGCUCGGAGCCGACAUAGAUUUGAGAGACAGCACGGGACAGACUGCACUCCACUACGCCUGUGCCUGCGGCCACAAAGAUGUAGUCAAUUUACUUUUAAAAAGAAAUGCUGAUGUGAACAUCACUUGCAAGGAAGGAUUUUUGCCGAUAGACAUAGCAGAUGAGGAUGAAAUUAGAUCAUGUAUUGAAUCUUCUAAAUGUUCUUAAUCUUACUUAUUUGGUAGCUUUUGUAGUAACUAUUAUGUAUUAAUAAAAUAUUAAAAA